Gloeophyllum trabeum ATCC 11539 is the source of this 1980-nucleotide messenger RNA. Its product is annotated as actinin-like protein. Lineage: Eukaryota; Fungi; Basidiomycota; Agaricomycetes; Gloeophyllales; Gloeophyllaceae. Gene Ontology annotation, molecular function: calcium ion binding; actin lateral binding. The record is from RefSeq and is a predicted model, not a curated record. Bases 33 to 1901 code for a protein of 622 amino acids. Gene Ontology annotation, cellular component: cortical actin cytoskeleton; actin filament bundle; plasma membrane. Gene Ontology annotation, biological process: actin cytoskeleton organization; actin filament bundle assembly. The transcript has 18 exons.
UUCGCGCUUCCUAGCCACUUUCGGACGGAUUCAUGGGGGAAUCGCUGGAGGCGCGUUCCAGAGAUGUACAGGAGAGAACAUUUUGUAAAUGGCUUAACACGAAACUUGAGUCGGCGGGAUACCCUCCGAUGACUUCCUUGGUCAAGGAUCUUUCUGACGGAGUUCGACUCAUUCAGUUAAUGGAGAUCAUGGGCGACGUUUCGCUCGGCCGAUACAACAAGAAUCCUCGUAUGCGUGUCCAGAAGGCAGAGAACGUGAAUAAAGCCCUGGAGUUCAUCAACUCUCGUGGAGUGAAACUCACGAACAUCGGACCUGAAGACAUCAUCGAUGGAAACUUAAAGCUUAUACUUGGAAUGAUAUGGACGCUCAUCUUGCGCUUCACCAUCGCGGAUAUCAGUGAAGAAGGUCUCUCUGCCAAAGAAGGCUUGCUCCUCUGGUGUCAGCGCAAGACGGAACCGUACAAAGAAGUCGACGUGCAAGACUUCUCUCUCAGUUGGUCCGAUGGACUUGCUUUAUGCGCUCUGAUCCAUUGUCAUCGACCCGAUCUACUAGACUAUGAUAGACUGAAUAAGUCGGAUAGGCAUGGGAAUACUCAUCUAGCAUUCCAGGUUGCAUCAGAACAUCUUGGUAUACCUCAACUAUUAGAAGUAGAGGACUUGUGCGAUAGCAGCAAGCCUGAUGAGCGGAGUGUCAUGACAUACGUGGCCAGUUUCUUCCAUGCUUUCUCGUCUAUGGAACAGACAGAGACGGUGUCUCGGAGAGUAGAGAAGUUCGCUGAUUUGAUGCAGUCUGUCUGGACAAGCAAGAACGACUACGAGCGUCGCGCGAGGGCUCUGCUGUCUUCCCUGGCGGAUAUCCAAAUGGAAUGGGACUCGGCGCGAUUUACUGGGACGUACGCGGACGCGAAAGAGCAUUCGGCCAAGUUCACGACGUAUAAGCAGACGACCAAACGCCAGUGGGUCACAGAGAAGCAGGACAUUGCCACCCUCUUCACGAAUGUACAGACCAAGCUGAAAACGUAUGGGCUACGGGAAUACGUACCUCCACCAGGUUUGACACUAGGGGAUAUCGAUGCCGCAUGGAAUUCUCUGCUGACUGCUGAGGCACGACGCAGUAGAGCUAUCAAUGCGGAGAUCCGCGAGAUCAAGGAAGCCCUGAGGAAGAAAUUUGCCGCGCUUGCUAACGAUUUUGCUAAACGAUUGAAUCACAUCUCAUCGGAGUUGGCUGGCAUAGACGGGCCCCUGGAGGAACAGCAGGAACAGGCGCAACGGCUGCAAACUCGCAUCCCUUCACUAUCGGAAGCCCUCGAUGCCGUAUCAAAUGCUGAGGCCGAAUGUCUUGCCGCCAAUGUCGAGGAGAAUGAUUACACGAUCUUUACAUGUCAGGAUCUGCAAUUUGAGCUGGAGCUGCUCAUUCAGAGUAUCGCGAAGAAGAUCGCUUUCAUUGACAAUCAGAUCGUCUCCCGGAAUAUGUCAAAUCUAACACCGGCGCAGCUGGAGCAAUUUGAGACCACAUUCCGAUACUUCGACAAGGAUGACUCCAAUACUCUCAAUCAAGCCGAGAUGGUGGCAGCGCUGGCUAGUCUUGGCAUUGUCUACUCGGACGAAGAUAUGGAUGUGAUCUUCGACCAGUUGACUGAGAUGUACGGAGCCAUCACGUUCGAAGCGUUUAUCAACCUUCUGGUUGACAUUACGGAAGACCAGACUUCGCCAGAGCAGCUGCGCGAAGCCUUCCGAGGAAUCGCUGCGGAUAAGCCUUUCGUUACGGAGCUUGAUUUGCGCCUGGCUCAACUCCCGGUGAGCGCGAUCGAGUACCUCCGGCAGGUUAUGCCGUCACAGAAGAACGAGACAGGAGAGGACGGAUUCAACUAUGAGGAAUGGCUUGAUUUAGUGUUCGAGUAAAUCUUGGGGGUUCAGGGCAUGAAACACAGUAGAAUAGAACAUGCUUAAUCGUACAUGUAGUGCAAGCUGCACACGUCGU